AUGGCUAUCCCAUCAAUAAAAGAUGUAUCCCGUUCCUACGCAGUUUACAUGGGCCAUUCCAUCAUCACGCAUGAGGACAAAUUAAGACCGAGAUUACAAUCGUGCCUUCAUGCUAUGAAAGUGACAGGCAGAGAGAGGGUGGCGUUAGUGCAGUUCCGCGGUGGGGUGCCUCAGUUUCAAACUGAAUUGACCACCAAUCCUCUCGGAGACUGGCAGAUACAUAUGGGAGACGAAGGUGUCAACUUUGACAGCCAUUUCUUUGGAUUCUUCACCCAGCUCUAUGCGCUAGACGAAAAGGAGCCAGUGAUUGCAGACAUCAUUGCUAUCGCCGGACUGGAUGGACAUGCGUACGGAUCAUGGCAGGGGAGAGGCAACCUCGGUCGGAUGUGGCUCCGUGACUUUCUGUCGAAGGAUCUCCCACAAUGCCGCACAAUGAUUUACAGGUACAACUCGAGGUCGUCGAGCCAUGGGGUGGAUACGAUCCUGGACUAUGGACGGGAGCUGAUGGAGGAGAUCAAGAAGAUUCGAAACACGGAGACGGGAGGAUCCGCUUCCUGA
Talaromyces marneffei is the source of this 558-nucleotide messenger RNA. RefSeq lists its product as uncharacterized. The coding region runs from base 1 to 558 and encodes 185 amino acids. NCBI's taxonomy places the organism in Eukaryota, Fungi, Ascomycota, Eurotiomycetes, Eurotiales, Trichocomaceae. The record is from RefSeq and is a predicted model, not a curated record. The transcript is spliced from 2 exons.